Aspergillus heteromorphus CBS 117.55 is the source of this 1255-nucleotide messenger RNA. RefSeq lists its product as uncharacterized. The transcript has a single exon. The record is from RefSeq and is a predicted model, not a curated record. The coding region runs from base 1 to 957 and encodes 318 amino acids. Lineage: Eukaryota; Fungi; Ascomycota; Eurotiomycetes; Eurotiales; Aspergillaceae.
AUGUCUAAUAUAAUCUCUUCCACGUUCGCCCCCAGCCUUUCCCGCCGGGACACAAAGUCCAGCAUUAGCUAUGACAAUGCGGCGGGGCCUAUCCCACCCCCAUUAACGAGUGGCAGCGGCUCCUUUGGGCCGCAGAGUGCGGCGGCAAUUUACCAACACAUCCAUGAUAUGGCGGCAAAACGGAUCUCGACGCUGGGAUACCUGCGCAAGACCCACGAGAGUCAGAUAUACUGGUUCAACACGGUGCAUUUUUCCUGCAAUGACCUCGGUCGGCUGCCGUAUUUUGAACCGCGCAAGUUGGCCCGUCGUGCAAUCAACUUCCUCCUUCUCGGCCUCUCUCUCCCCCCGAUCCUGGAUGUCAGCACCACCCCGGUCGAAUACCUCCGAGCACUUAACACCCUGUUGAACGAAUUCGAGGCCUUCCAACAGGUACACCCCCCGGACGGGACGUCGUCUUCGACGCUCACCAGGGCACGCAUACCACAAAUGUUCAAACGAGCCGCGCAUGCUGGGACGAAAGCGAGGAGAGCUAGUUCGGCCACCGAGAUCGGCUUGCCCAUGCAGUCCAGUGAUCCCUCCGACUUAAAGGCCAUGGCGGGGAACUCUGCUGGCGCUGCGACCAUCUCCUUCCCACACACAGAGGCCUCGGAACUCCUUCCGGGCGAGGAAUAUUCUUAUCUCCUGACGCCCCUGUUACCAUUCGAGCCCGACUAUUUUAAAACCUUCAUCACGCUGUGCGACGUCCUAAUAGAUUGUUACACACGCCUUGUAUCGCUGGUCUUUACCCCUUCGCUGUGCACGGUGGCUCUGGGGGAGAUGUUUUCUAAGGCAGAUGCUAAGAUCAGAAAGAUUAUGGUGGCGGGGAUCAUACGCGAGUUCGAAGAUGCGAGUCGCUAUUAUGCGAAAAAUGAAAUCGCUGGGGUCAGCCGCGUGGUCCUUGGCGGCCUCAUGGGCUGAAUGAACAUAUCGACGGUGGUCUUGGCUUAGGAUUAGGUGGUACGUGCUUGGCCUAGGAGUCGUGUCUGCAGUAUAAAUUUCGCCGCUUGCCGCACCAGCCUUGUAAGCCCAACGCCGAGGAUCCUAUGAGGACCCAGCACGUGAUCGGCCACGUGCUCUGGCUACAUAAGGUAGUCAUGUUGCUAUUAUUGUGUAUUACCCCGCCACUAUUGCUCUGUAGUCAAUCUUCCCCAGACUUGGUUAUUUUAAUGUAUUUUUAAUGAAUUAGACUGAUUUCUUUUGUCAAUAUUCAUCUGGC